GUCCGCGCGCCCGGCGGCCCCAGGCUCGGGGCAGAUGAAGUACAUCCUGGUCACGGGCGGCGUGAUCUCGGGCAUCGGCAAGGGCAUCAUCGCCAGCAGCAUCGGCACCAUCCUCAAGUCCUGCGGGCUGCAUGUCACCUCCAUCAAGAUCGACCCCUACAUCAACAUCGACGCCGGCACCUUCUCUCCGUACGAGCACGGGGAGGUGUUUGUGCUGGAUGAUGGAGGGGAGGUGGACCUGGACCUCGGCAACUACGAGCGCUUCCUCGAUAUCCGACUGACCAAAGACAACAACCUGACCACGGGGAAGAUCUACCAGUAUGUCAUUAACAAGGAGAGGAAGGGAGAUUAUCUUGGCAAAACGGUCCAAGUUGUUCCCCACAUCACAGAUGCCAUACAGGAAUGGGUGAUGAGGCAGGCACGGAUUCCUGUGGAUGAAGAUGGCAUUGAACCCCAAGUUUGUGUGAUUGAGCUCGGGGGCACCGUGGGUGACAUCGAGAGCAUGCCGUUCAUCGAGGCCUUCCGCCAGUUCCAGUUCAAGGCCAAAAGAGAGAAUUUCUGCAACAUUCAUGUCAGCCUGGUUCCCCAGCCAAGCUCGACAGGGGAGCAGAAGACCAAACCCACCCAGAACAGUGUUCGUGAGCUCAGAGGUCUGGGACUCUCUCCAGAUCUGAUUGUUUGCAGGUGCUCCACUCCACUGGAUACCUCAGUAAAAGAAAAGAUUUCCAUGUUCUGUCAUGUUGAACCAGAACAGGUCAUUUGUGUCCAUGAUGUCUCCUCCAUCUACCGGGUUCCUCUGCUGCUGGAGGAGCAGGGGGUUGUGGAUUACUUCAGGCACAGGCUGGACCUGCCCAUCGAGAGGCAGCCCAGGAGGAUGCUCAUGAAGUGGAAGGAGAUGGCAGACAGGUACGACCGUCUGCUUGAAACGUGCUCCAUUGCCCUGGUGGGCAAAUACACCAAAUUUUCUGACUCCUAUGCAUCUGUCAUCAAAGCCCUGGAGCACUCUGCCCUGGCCAUCAACCACAAACUUGACAUCAAGUACAUUGACUCUGCUGACUUGGAGCCAGACACUCUGCAGGAGGAGCCUGUCAGGUACCACGAGGCCUGGCAGAAGCUCUGUGGUGCUGAUGGAGUUCUGGUUCCUGGUGGAUUUGGUGUUCGAGGGACAGAAGGCAAAAUCCAAGCUAUUUCCUGGGCAAGGAAACAGAAAAAACCUUUUUUAGGAGUCUGUCUGGGAAUGCAGCUGGCAGUGGUGGAGUUUGCUCGCAGUGUCCUUGGUUGGAGAGAUGCCAACUCAACAGAGUUUGACCCCAAAACUUCUCAUCCAGUGGUCAUAGACAUGCCAGAACAUAAUCCUGGGCAAAUGGGUGGGACAAUGAGGCUUGGCAAGAGGAGGACACUCUUCCAAACCAAGAAUUCAAUCAUGAGGAAGCUCUAUGGAGAUCAUGAUUUCUUGGAAGAGAGACACAGACACAGAUUUGAGGUCAAUCCAGAACUGAAAAAGUGUUUUGAAGAGCAAGGUCUGAAGUUUGUGGGGCAGGAUGAGGAGGGAGAGAGGAUGGAAGUGGUUGAGCUGGAAGACCAUCCUUUCUUCGUUGGUGUUCAGUAUCACCCCGAGUUCCUCUCCAGGCCCAUCAAGCCAUCACCCCCAUACUUUGGGCUCCUCCUGGCAUCUGCAGGGAGGCUCACCCACUACCUGCAGAAGGGCUGCAGGCUCUCCCCCAGGGACACCUACAGUGACAGGAGUGGCAGCAGCUCCCCUGACCUGGAGAUAACAGAGCUGAAGUUCCCUUCAGCAAACCACGACUGAUUCCUGGUGUGUCCUUGCUGCACAGAGGAGUCUCCAUUAGGUUUUCCAGGUGUUCUUACAGCAGCAGCUUCAACACCCUCAGCUUUGGCCUUUCCUAACUUAUGGGUUUAUAAUUUUUGUUCUGAGAUCCUGUCCCUUUUUUCCCUCAGCUCUUCUGUCCUUCCUUUAUUUUCUCUAUAGAUCUUGGUUAUUUGUGGAGGAGAGUUCACAAAGGCAGAGUUCCUUCAGUUUUUUCAGUUGCAGCAGCUUGGAGGUCAAGGCAAGCUGGGUGUGGGAUUUGCUGUGCUGAGGGGAAUCCCAUGGCACAAGUCCUUCCCAGGGCAGGGCAGGCAGUGCCUGGCACCAGGGUGCCUUGGGCACUGACAGUGGAGCUGCUUUCUCCAGUGUUCCUGCUCCCUCCUCAGUCUUUACUCACUGGUGAAAUUAUGGAUGGCACAAGAUUUUGGGGGCUGAGCUGGGCUGUGCUGCAGCUUCAUGCAGCCUUUUUGGUUUGGUUUUUCUUUUUUUUUUAUUUUUCAGGGAAAGGGGGAAGGGGAUGAUUUUUUUGUUUAUUUUUUUUUUCAGUAGCAUUUGCAGACCUGGUGCUCUUGGUGCAUUCAUUGUCACUAUGAAUUUGUAACAACCAGGAGGAUCCUCCUGGAACAGUGUUAGUGUGGAACAUGCUCAGCUCUGGCUGAGGUGUCACUGCAGGGGUGUGAUGAACUGGGAUCAGGCUGGGGGGCAGGAGAACAAAGCUGCCAGGGAAACCCAGACCUGAGGGGUCCCUGUGAGCCCUCCCUGUGCUCCUGGGGCUGGGAAGCUCCAACCCCUUGCAUCAAGGGGGAGGUGAGCACAGAGUGAGCCCCUGAACCACUGCUGCCUUCAGCUGUGUCCCUGGCCUGGGGCACAGCAGCUCCUGGUGCUUUUUCAUGGAUUGAAGUGGAGCCUUUUUGUCCUCAUUGCAGUCAUGUCCUGGGCUUUGCAGCAGGAGCCCUUCUCCUGCAAGGGCUGUUCCUGAGGGAGGGGAUCACCACCCCUGCCUGGGUGUUGCUGUCCAGCUGUGUGGGGCUGAGCUGCCUCGGUUCCCUGCCCUGUGUGGCCCUUGGUUGAGGAGAAAGGAACAAAGAAUGGAAGGAAAGUUGUGUCCCUUGUCUGAUGUUGCAGAGAUUUCAGCAGCUGCAUGGUCAGACCUGGCUGAGCCACCAAACCAAGCCCUGUCCUGUCCCUCCCAGUGAUCCAUUCCCUGCUUUAAUCCUCGUUUGUUUUAAAUAUUCCUGUAAAGCUGCUGUGAGCCUGGAGAGCUGGGAGCAUUCCUCGUGUGCCAGUUCCAGCUGUUGGGCAGGAAUCCUCAGCUGCAGUGCUCUGCUGCUGCCCACUCCUGCCCUGGCCUGGCCAUCCUGGGGCAGGGUCGGAUCCUCCCUCAGCUGCAGCACUACUCUGUGGGGUUUUUUUUCCUCCUGAAAUGUUUGUUUUGGCCAAAACUGUGCAACUGACUCGGUCAUUAAAUGCUCAUUUGUAAC
Melospiza melodia melodia is the source of this 3309-nucleotide messenger RNA. RefSeq names its product CTP synthase 1 (gene CTPS1). Gene Ontology annotation, biological process: pyrimidine nucleobase biosynthetic process; CTP biosynthetic process. The coding region runs from base 35 to 1810 and encodes 591 amino acids. Gene Ontology annotation, cellular component: cytoophidium; cytoplasm. Gene Ontology annotation, molecular function: identical protein binding; CTP synthase activity. Lineage: Eukaryota; Metazoa; Chordata; Aves; Passeriformes; Passerellidae. The record is from RefSeq and is a predicted model, not a curated record. The transcript has 19 exons.